AUUCCGGCAACGCAUGGUUGCAGCAUACAGCGAUCUUCCUCUUCCAUCAGCGUUCUCACAAACCAUUCUCUCCUGAUGCCAUCAAAGCCCUUUUUUUCUUCUCCCUUUGUAUGAGACAUACACCAGUUCUUGAUUGACCUGCAUUUGCUCGCCGUCGUCGACCCGGCAGCUGGCAAUGGCUGCAAGAAAGAUGGAGAUCGGCGCCUCGCGAGCUCCGGUGGUGGCAGUGAUGGUGGUGGUGAUGCUGGCUUCGCGCACCGUGUCACAGAACAAUGGCUGCUCCAGCGUGAUGAUGACGCUCUCACCGUGCCUCGACUACAUCUCCGGCAAAUCGCUGCUCCCGGAGUUCACCUGCUGCACCACGCUCGCUGGCGUCGUCCAGUCUGAUCCCCGGUGCCUCUGCAUGGUCCUGGACGGCAGCGCCGCGUCCUUCGGCAUCGCCAUUAACCACACCAGGGCGAUGGAGCUCCCUGGUACCUGCAAGGUCCAGGCACCACCAAUCGGCCAAUGCAAAGGCGUACCAACUCCACCUGCAGCACCAGACACACCAACAUUAGCCGAUGAGCCGGUAGAGGUCAACGAGGAUGAACCAAGUCCACCACCUGCAGGAAGCACGGGGGCUAACACAACCUCAAGCUCCACAAACUCAAAGAAAGCAGGGAGUUUAAUGGCCACUGUGCUUAUUCCCACUUGUGCUUUGCUCUCUGUCUGAACUGCACAAGUAUAUUUCCAUGGCUAUAAUUAUCUGUUACCUUUGCGGCAGCUAGAUCUUAUGUGACCUUCUAUUAAAUCAGUAUGAUUCUUCUUUCUUCAUUUCAAGACUGACAUUUUCAAUGUUAUGCCUUCUGAGUUCUGACAAGUACAUUGAACAUAGCUUAACCAGAUUUUCCCAGUUUGUACCCUGCAAUAAUUUACACUAAAGGGGUGACUGUAGGUAAGCCUGCCUAAAAUCCCUGAAUAUUAGUCUGCAGAAGAUAUAUGCAAGUAGAAGACCAGAAGACAACCAAUAUUCACACACUAUUUUUGAAGAAUACUUAGAAAUCAUUCUAGUUACAACCAUUAUCUACAGUAUCUAUCAGAAUAGUUCUAUUAGCUAAACUGAAAUUUGCAUU
Messenger RNA from Oryza brachyantha (malo sina), 1112 nucleotides. Its product is annotated as non-specific lipid transfer protein GPI-anchored 5-like. The transcript is spliced from 3 exons. The record is from RefSeq and is a predicted model, not a curated record. NCBI's taxonomy places the organism in Eukaryota, Viridiplantae, Streptophyta, Magnoliopsida, Poales, Poaceae. Gene Ontology annotation, biological process: lipid transport. Gene Ontology annotation, molecular function: lipid binding. Bases 176 to 712 code for a protein of 178 amino acids.